Molecule: messenger RNA, 1648 nt
Organism: Cryptococcus amylolentus CBS 6039
Lineage: Eukaryota; Fungi; Basidiomycota; Tremellomycetes; Tremellales; Cryptococcaceae
Exons: 1
Coding region: 1022-1327 (101 amino acids)
Source: RefSeq, a predicted model, not a curated record
CGGUCUCAUGGAAGGGUUACAUGCCUUCGAUACUGGUAGGGGAUGAUAUAGAGGACAAAGGGUUCUGCUAUGUUUUGCUUAGACUGUUCCAUCCUCCGACCCUACUUGCAGCUCAACUUCCGAUCCCUCGCUGCUUUGCCGUAAAAUGCCCUCGGCGAGCGGGAGAGUUUGGACGGGGCGCCUUCUUUGCUGGCCCCUUCUCUCCCUGCCGCGAACGACAUCCAGUCCUAGCCCUGAUAGGUCUUCAAGGAUUUCUUCGAUUUCCUUCUCGUUCAGGCCAAUAAAUUGGUCAGCUAUCUGCUUCGUCCUAUCCGCCAACUGCUGUCUGAGAGCACUGAGCUUUGCCGAGGGUUCGAUGACUGACGACCUAUACCAUGCAUCCUCCUUCUCGACUCCGUAUGAGCCGAAGGCAUCGAAGAAGGCCACCGCAGGGUGAAAAGACACCACCGCCGGCACCUCUUCUUCGCUCGUCUCAUCUACACUCGAAUCGUCUGGCUCCCAGCGAAACGCCUUCUCUACCCCUUUCAACAGGCUCUCCGUUGUCUCUCCGGUCAGCCACCUCCUGCCGUCGUCCAUCUUGACAAACCUCUCCAACACCGCCUCAACAUUAUACAACUGCAAGACCUCCAAAUCUUUCAAUUCCAGCUCCUCGACAGCAGAGCAAAGGUGAUGAUAGAGAUCCUCCAUCAGAACGUAAGAACGGUCGACGAGGUUCAUCAACUGCUCGUAUCGUAUCCUGCCCUUUCUAGGCCAACCGAUGGAGCCAAAGACCCCCGAAGGAAGCUCGAUGUCGCCCCACAGAAGUAGAUGCAGUUCGCGGAUUUUGGAGCACCUCGACCACAAGAUGUGGAGUGCAUCCGCGAUAGCGACAUCUUCAAAAGCUGCCAGUUCGGCAGCAUGUACCCUCAACACAACGGUGUGUACGUUCGGGAGGAGAGGGAUAGGCUGGAGACAAUCUCCGCUGUUGGUAUAGCAAGGGGUAGCGAUGUGAAUUCGGGUAGCAGAACAGCAGAGUCUUUCGAUGAGGGCACUGUCGGGACUGUCGGACAGAUCGGUGUCUCCUCCCUCUCCCAGUAGGGUCUUUCUCAGUAGGGACGAGGCGUCGGGGGGCUGGAAGGUGACAUCCUCGACAGAAGCGAGGGGAGGUAGCUCCUCCCAUCCCGCCCAGAUAGGACGUUCGGGAACCGGCGCCCUUUCGACUACCACCGUCCGGACAUACGGGAAGAACUGCCCUUUGCCGUACGGUCCACAGCCGCCCCAUCGGUCGCCUCCACGACUCGAGCUGGAGAAAGGAUUGAGUGCAUUGGAGAUGGGAAGUUUAGAGUAGAGCUUGCGGCCGGCAAUGUGAAAGAAGAGGGGAGAAACCCGCAGGAAGGAUGCGAGGUCUUUGCUGGCGAAGGACUAAACACACCUGGGAUCCUCGGGGACGUCCUUGGGACGUCUCGGCGCUGGCGGCAGCGACAAGGCGAAGAGUGGCCGCUUGGUCAGAGAAUCCGAUGACGCGAGGGCUAGCGAGGCGAUGGUCGUAAAUGUAGAAGGCUGGGUAUCUGGAAGACAGCGAGGUAAAAAAAUAUAGAGACCGCCCAAGAACGAAUUCGAGCUGAGUUCGAGUUUGGUUCCGUGUUUGUAUGUCAAAUAUGAUACAAGG